CGGGGUGUAGGAAAGGGGGAGUGAAUGUUGGGACGCGGCCCGUCCUCUCAGGUAAACAGGCUGAACUUUCUCCCUCCGCCCGACGACACCAAACUUCAGUAAACGGUUAGGAUGAAAUAAAGUGACGGAUUCUUAGAGGAGGGAGAAACGGAGGUGGACGACGGUCAGACUCAGAGGUCAGCAUGUUGUUUCCGUGACGACAGCCGUGCUGGGUUCAGGUUCACUUUGGACUCUUCCUGCGACGCGCUGGCGUUUCUGUCCCCUGCUCGGUCAGCUGUUACCCGUCUGUCAGUAUGCAUUUGACCUAUCAGAAGCUGCCGGCUCAGCUGAGGCGGAGUCCCAGACUCAGGAAGCUGACAGCCAUGCUGCUCGCCGCCUACGCCAUCAAAAAACUGUCCCCGUAUGUCUGGAGGAGGAUACAGAGGAGUGCAGCAGGUAAAAAGGUGGGUGGAGCUAACCUCCCUGUGGGUGUGGUCACCUGCAGCUCUGUGGAAAACAGUGGAGGGAAGAAGAGUCGUCACAGCAGGUCUCCGUCAGUGAACAGGGAGUUCGUCCUCAGACUGUCUCGUCUGUUGAAGCUCUUGUUUCCACGGUUACUGUGUCCAGAGGUCGGUCUGUUGGUCCUGCACUCUGCGACCCUGAUGUCCAGGACCUUCCUGUCCAUCUAUGUGGCUGCUCUUGAUGGUGCGAUAGUGAAGUGUAUUGUACAGAAGGAUCCUCAGGCCUUCGUGCUGCAGCUCUCUAAGUGGCUCCUCGUCGCGGUUCCUGCAACUUUCAUCAACAGUGCCAUCAGGUUCCUGGAAGGUCAGCUGACCCUCAGCUUCAGGAGCCGAUUGGUCAACCACUCCUAUCAGCUGUACUUCACCAACCAGACUUAUUACCGAGUCAGUAACAUGGACGGUCGUCUGUCCAACCCUGAUCAGUCCCUCACUGAGGACAUCGUCAUGUUUUCUGCCUCCAUCGCUCACCUCUACUCCAACCUGACCAAACCCAUCCUGGACGUGGUGGUGACCUGCUACACCCUGCUGCGCACCGCUCAGUCUAAAGGAGCAAACACCACAUGGCCGUCGGUCAUCGCCGGCCUGGUGGUGGCGCUCACCGCCAAAGUCCUGCGCUCCUGCUCGCCUCGGUUCGGGAAACUGGUGGCCGAGGAGGCGAAGAGGAAAGGAGACCUGAGAUACAUGCACUCACGCAUCAUUGCCAACUCUGAGGAGAUCGCGUUCUAUGGAGGACACAAGGUGGAGAUGGCCCAGCUGCAGAGGAGCUACAUGUCCCUGUCGUCUCAGAUCCAUCAGAUCCUGCUGAAGCGACUUUGGUACGUCAUGCUGGAACAGUUCCUCAUGAAGUAUGUUUGGAGCGCCUCCGGUCUUGUGAUGGUCGCCGUGCCCAUCAUCACCGCCACGGGAUACUCAGAAUACGACUCUGAGGAGGUGAAGCAGGCGGCCAUGGUGAUGAAGGAGGAGGAGUUGGUGAGCGAGAGGACGCAGGCCUUCACCACAGCCAGGAACCUCCUGAACGCUGCAGCCGACGCUGUGGAGAGGAUCAUGAGCUCGUACAAGGAGGUGACAGAGCUGGCAGGUUACACAGCUCGGGUCUCUGAGAUGUUGGACGUGUUUGAAGACGUGAAUCAGGGAAUCUACCAUCGGUCUGCAGACAGAGAGGAGGCGCUCGCUGCAGGAGGAGCAGGAGGAGGAGGAGGAGCUGUGGUUCAGCACGGUCAGAGAGUCUGUGGCCGACUGGAGGUCAGAGGUAAUGCUCAGCGACACUGCUGUUCAUCACGGAGGCUUUCAGGGCUCUGGAUUCAGUUUCUCAUGUGGUUGUCAUGUUGUUGUCUGUGUGCAGGUCAGGUGAUCAGUGUGGAGAAGGGGAUUCGCUGUGACAACCUGCCAAUCAUCACACCGACAGGAGACGUGGUUGUGUCCAGCCUCAAAAUCCAGGUGGAUGAGGGGAUGAAUGUGUUGAUCACUGGUCCAAACGGCUGUGGGAAGAGUUCUUUGUUCAGGAUCCUCAGUGGACUGUGGCCUGUUUAUGGAGGAGUCCUGUACCGUCCAGAACCCCAGCACAUGUUCUACAUCCCACAGAGGCCCUACAUGUCAGAGGGGACGCUGAGGGACCAGGUGAUCUAUCCAGACUCAGUGGAGGAGAUGGUUCAGAGGAGGGUCACUGAUUCAGACCUGGAGACGAUCCUUCAGACUGUCCACCUGGUCUACAUCCUGGACCGAGAGGGAGGCUGGGACUCUGUCAGAGACUGGAAGGACGUUCUGUCCGGAGGAGAGAAGCAGAGGAUGGGGAUGGCUCGUAUGUUCUACCACCGCCCUCGGUACGCUCUGUUGGAUGAAUGUACGAGCGCUGUCAGCAUCGACGUGGAGGGAAGCAUCUUCCAGGCUGCAAAGGAUGCUGGGAUAGCUCUGCUGUCAAUCACACACAGACCCUCCCUGUGGAAGUACCACUCUCACCUCCUUCAGUUUGAUGGCGAAGGAGGAUGGAGGUUUGAACCUCUGGACGCCUCCACCCGUCUCUCUCUGCAGGAGGAGAAGCAGCGUCUGGAGAACCAGCUGUCUGGGAUUCCCAAGAUGCAGCAGAGGCUGGCGGAGCUGUGUGUCCUGCUGGGGGAGAGAGAGGGGGAGGCAGAGGGGGGGGGGGAGGAGUCGCUCCCCCGAGUUUAAACCGGGAUGGAAGAAAUGUGCUGUUUUUACUGGUUACCAUGGAAACACGCACACAGCAGGCCUCUCAUGUGACUGAGACUGAGCUCGAGUUCGACGUGUUCUAACUGAUGUGAGAUCAGUUUCCAUGUGGCUGUGAAGGAUUUCUCUGAUCACUGAUCUCUGAUCAGUCUGAUCACAUGAUCACGCCUUCAUCUGGAAACGUGCUGAAGAGUCAGUCAGUCACCUGACUGAGGUCAUGUGACACUGCAGGUGAUUUUUAAAUUGUGCCAUUUUAAUCUUUUACAGUUUGUACAAUCAGAUGUUUUUACUGGUUCGUCUUAUAGAAACUUUAUUAUUAUAAUAAUUAUGAGAAACAAUCAGCUGAUCAAUAAACUGCUGCUGAAGAGUGUGAAUAGAAAACAGGAAAGAUGGGAAAUGAGCUGAGAGUCUGAUGAAGAUCAGAAAAUAAAACUAAUCAGGAAGACAACCUGUCUGUGUUG
Molecule: messenger RNA, 3145 nt
Organism: Toxotes jaculatrix (banded archerfish)
Lineage: Eukaryota; Metazoa; Chordata; Actinopteri; Toxotidae
Gene: abcd1
Product: ATP-binding cassette, sub-family D (ALD), member 1
Exons: 16
Coding region: 294-2666 (790 amino acids)
Biological process (GO): very long-chain fatty acid catabolic process; peroxisome organization; long-chain fatty acid import into peroxisome
Cellular component (GO): peroxisomal membrane
Molecular function (GO): ATP binding; long-chain fatty acid transmembrane transporter activity; ATP hydrolysis activity
Source: RefSeq, a predicted model, not a curated record